Molecule: messenger RNA, 2153 nt
Organism: Hippocampus zosterae (dwarf seahorse)
Lineage: Eukaryota; Metazoa; Chordata; Actinopteri; Syngnathiformes; Syngnathidae
Gene: slc33a1
Product: solute carrier family 33 member 1
Exons: 10
Coding region: 173-1798 (541 amino acids)
Cellular component (GO): membrane
Molecular function (GO): acetyl-CoA transmembrane transporter activity
Source: RefSeq, a predicted model, not a curated record
GAACGUUGCACACAAGCAUACUUCCUCAUGCAUCUGACGUCCGUGUUAUUUUAAACAUUCUCUAAUGUGACUUGUCAAACCUCUACGUUUAUGAUUAGCAUGCCGCUUAUUUCGCCGUCAUCACAAUCAGAUUUUCUGAGUGCACUUCACCCUUGGAUGCCCCGGUCCUACCAUGGAACACUGUAAUCACAAUCUAAUUGCACAAAAGAAUGGGCGGCAGAGAAAGAAAGUAGGUGUGGGACUCUCCCAUUCUGAAAGCCCAAAGGACACCGAGAGGACAGAGAUGGUCAUCUCAGACUCUGAGUACAGGAUACAUCUCAGAGUCCACCGGGGUAUUCGGACCGAGUUGGGGAACGUAUUGCUUCUUCUCUUCCUCUAUGUGCUGCAAGGCAUUCCCCUUGGACUGGCUGGCAGCAUUCCGUUGAUCCUACAGAGUAAGAAUGUCAGCUACAAGGACCAAGCGGUCUUUAGCUUUGUCUUUUGGCCAUUUAGUCUCAAGCUUUUAUGGGCCCCGCUGGUGGAUGCGCUCUACUGGAACAAGUUUGGUCGAAGAAAAUCCUGGCUGGUACCCACGCAAUACUUGUUGGGCCUCUUCAUGCUCUACCUUUCUCUAAGAGUUGACUCGUUGCUGCAGAGUGAGGGAGGCCCCAAUGUGGUCGCAUUGACAUCAGUCUUCUUUAUGCUUGCCUUUCUAGCAGCCACACAGGACAUCGCUGUAGAUGGCUGGGCACUGACAAUGCUAUCCAGGGAGAAUGUAGGAUAUGCGUCUACAUGCAACUCAGUGGGCCAGACAGCUGGCUAUUUCCUGGGUAAUGUGCUCUUUUUGGCUCUGGAGUCUGCCGACUUCUGCAACAAAUACCUCAGAAUAGAGCCCAAGCCGACUGGAAUUGUCACCUUGGCAAACUUCUUGUUCUUCUGGGGAGUGGUUUUCCUGGUUUCCACAACGCUGGUGGCCAUCUUAAAAAGUGAGACCGAACGAAGCGAAGGCAGGAGGAACGAUCCAGAGGAGACCCAGGGUGUUUUCCAAACCUACAAGUUGCUGUUCACGAUCAUCAAUAUGCCAGCAGUCUUUACCUACUGCGCGCUGCUUCUCACGGCCAAAAUCGGCUUCUCCGCAGCCGAUGCGGUGACCGGGCUGAAGUUGGUGGAGGCAGGCGUUCCGAAGGCACAGUUGGCAUUGCUGGCUGUGCCCAUGGUGCCUCUGCAGAUCCUUCUACCGGUGCUCAUCAGUAAAUACACAGCGGGGCCCCGACCGUUGGAUGUCUUCUACAAGGCCUUCCCUUUAAGGUUAAUCAUUGGCCUGGGGUUCGCUCUGCUUGUUGCGUGGACCCCAAGCGUGAGACAAGAAGAAGGCUUUCCUGUUUACUACUAUGGCGUUGUGCUGCUUAGCUAUGCAGUGCAUCAGGUGGCUUUGUACAGCAUGUACGUCGCCGGCAUGGCUUUCAACGCCAAAGUGAGCGACCCAUUGAUUGGUGGCACCUACAUGACACUGCUGAACACAGUCACUAACCUGGGAGGGAACUGGCCCUCCACUCUUGCACUUUGGUUGGUGGAUUCCCUCACGUGGAAGGAGUGUCAGGGCGCUGUUGGGCAAACUUGUGCCUCACCGGAGGCAGUGGGGCUGUGUGUCAAGGAGGGCGGAGCCUGCGUCACAACGCUGGAUGGCUACUAUGUGGAGUCAGUGGUGUGUGUGCUGAUCGGCUUUGCCUGGUGGGUGUGGUUAGGGCCGAAAAUGAAGAGGCUGCAGGAGCACAGUCCAGCUGCGUGGAGAUGCCGAGUCGUCACUGGUUAUGACUGAACCGGUCCAUUUUUUUUGUUUUCCCUGAACUCUGGAUACUUUAUUUUUUUGCAUCAAAGCCUUUUGUUUCUUUGGUGACUAACUGAAACAGCAUGACCAAAUCAGAGCUGGUUCGGUACAGCAUCAAGUAAUGACCCACUACCACAAGACUGGUUACAUAACCCAUCCAGAAAUAACGCAUCAUACCUGCCUGACCACCUACUGGUUAUUCUUUAUGAACUGAUAGGAAAAGAACAGCUAAAUGUUGUUGGUGGAUCACAUUGUUUCCGUGUGUGCUUUGGAGUAGAUUUAUGAAAGAUAUAUAUACCAUACAGGUCAAUGGAACGCUUUAAAUUGUCGCUAGGUGUGAGUGUGA